Messenger RNA from Peniophora sp. CBMAI 1063, 2040 nucleotides. The record is from the annotation of a GenBank genome assembly. Lineage: Eukaryota; Fungi; Basidiomycota; Agaricomycetes; Russulales; Peniophoraceae.
AUGAGCCGUCAGCCGCCUGCGCUCUUGUAUCUCACAAUAUACAACCCCGCACUUAGACCAAGCGCCCCGCCUAGUGAUGACGACGAAGAUGCUGAAGAACAGGCGCAGAUCUUGUUCUACACCGCGCGCGAGCACGCGGUUUCACGCGACCGCAUCCUGCGCCAGGUCGGGUUGGCUAAAGCGCUAAUCAACUUCUCUGACAUGUUCGCGGAAGAGGAGUGCGAGGACGUUCACUCUCAGAGCAGGCGCAUGAUCAUGGUAUCCCCCGAACCUGGGUUCUGGAUGCAUGCGUGUCUAGAACUAUCUAAGACCCCGCGCUCGGGGCCAUCAGUCAAAGGCAAGGAGAGGGGCAAAGGCAAGGCCAAGGUCAAGGAUCCGAAACCUGCACCUGAGUCUGCCUUCGACUACCACGACGGCGCUACGAGCGAUGCAGCUCUUCGUGCUCACUUGCUACGUGCACACCAGACAUUUCAGCUUACACACGGAUCUUUCACGUCCGUCCUCCGCGAUCACGGUCAGCAAGCUCUUGAACUUCAACUCGAACGUUUCUUUACGCCAUGGGCGUGGAAUUGGGAUAUCGAACAGGACGUCGAAUUCGGUUCGUACCUCGGGACUCCGACACAUCCGUCAAUCAAGGCCAUCGUGCCUCUACUAGAUGACUUCCUCGAGCAGUCUUUAUUACCGGAGACGGCCGCGCUAUUCCUUCUAGCACCACCGUACAUCAUACCGUCAACAUCCUACACAACAUCUCGUCUACCUCCCGUGCUUCCACUUCAUCUCCGUAAACGCAUACCUCCACCCCCACCUCCACCUCAGGCCGAUCCGCCUGCACCGGACGCUGUAAGCGCAGAGCAGGAGUCGAAAGCGAAGGAGGAGAAUGUUGUUACGUCAGGUGCAGCCGACGUGAUUGUUGAGGGUACGCGGGAAGCGUUCAAUGCAACUGGGAACGCGUUUGUGGCUGUAGGCAAUGCGAUGGACGUGCGGCGCUGGAACUGGGGCUAUCUCACAUUCGGGAAGUCCUCGGCAGCCAAGAUCGGCGACCCAUAUACCGCAAACGUAUCUGCUGAGACAAGUACGAGUGUGGAGGCUGGGAAGGCGCCAUCCGCUCAGGUGGAAGGCACUGCACCUGGCGACGCAAGCGCUGGACCAGAGACCGUGGACGAGGGAGGCCGGACAGGGGCUGAUGAUGCGGAGGCUCUUGUUCUGCCAGAGGCCCAAGUGGACCGCGAGAGCCUCGUCGACGCCAUGGGCUCUUUAGGUUCGGAAGCUCAGGAACACACACCCCCGGACGUAGGAUCGGAGCGUGAUAGAUCACCCAUGUCCAAUGGGCCUGAUCUUCAUGCCGUUGAGAGCUCUCAUGACGAGACUACCUCGUCUUCCUAUCCCGGUCCACCACCUGUGGAUCUGGAGGCUGCCGACACGGGCGCCAGUCCACUAUCGCCAGACACCAGCCCUUCAACCUCCGAGCCCAUAGAGCUUCCGCCCGAGUCUCCCCCGCCAUCACCCCUUCUACGACUGCAUGUGCACAUAGCCGAACCCGACAGGGCGGAGAAUACGUCUUCUCGUCAUUUGCUGUACCGUACUUACGAAGGCCUCGCACUGGGCUUGCUGGCGGAUCCAGAGUCACUUAUACCUGAGGAAGAGAUGACGCGCUUGUCAGCACUUUCAUCGAAUCUCAUACGGCAAGCGAAGAAAGCUCUUGACGAGGACAACGGGGCAAGCCCACAGACGCCCUUAUAUUCGGCGACGAAGAUACUGCAACCCAAAGACAAGUUCGCCUUCACGAAGGGGCAGGGACGCGUCCUCGCAAGUACGGAGUUCGUCUCGCGGUCAGAGCACCUGUUCGCCGCACAGGAGCUUGUAAGCAACGCGGACAUCCUGGAAGUCUUCUCGCGUACUCAAGGCCCACAACAUUGGCAUGCGGCGCGGCGCGAGCUGGAUGCAGCGGUUUUCAUGGAGGUGUCCCGGAAAGAGACAAGUCUGACGGAUGUUGAGGACGAGCUUCUGGGAGUACUCAGGCGCUGUCGCGACGCUGCGUAA